AUGGAUGAGACCAUUUCCUUAAUCCUUCACGGAUGCAGGUUAGCUAAAGACCUUGAAUUAAACCUCGCAAACUUAGCCAACCAACCAGAAAUUCUUUCCAAUUCAUGUGAACAAAUCAUUAGGGCUUUUAUUGAUGCUAGGGAAAGGCUAAAUGUUCAUCAACAAGACGCCACUUCAUAUCCUCGUUAUAUGGGACAGCAAUUACAGCAACAACAGAAUAUUGAUCCCAGCGUACAGGAAUGGCUAAGGACUAGUUGCACAUCAGCCAUGGAGACGUUGUUUCAUCAAACACAGGACCUUAUGGCCGAGAGGAGUGGGUUGGGAUUGAUUGAGAGUAAGGUAGGUGGAGGGAUACAAAUGGGGUCUGGAGGUCUAGUUAUUGAAUUAGGUAGCAGAUCAGAUGUUCAGGCAAUGGAAGCAUCAGAUUCUGGCAGAGGUUCUUCAUCAUCCUCACAAAGACCGCGAAGAAGGAAGGAUGAUGCCGAGAAACAAACUGUGAGGGUACCUGCUCAACAGUUUGGCAAUACUGAAAUCCCACCAGAGGAUGGCUUCACAUGGAGGAAAUAUGGGCAGAAAGAGAUACUGGGAUCAAGGUUCCCGAGGGCUUACUACAGGUGCACCCACCAAAAGUUGUACCAUUGCCCAGCCAAGAAACAAGUUCAGCGACUCGAUGAUGAUCCCUACACAUUUGAGGUAGCAUACCGUGGCGGGCACACUUGCCACAUGUCUGCCACGGCACCAUCAGUUCCACCACCAGCACCAGAAAUUACACAGGAGAUGGCUCAAACUAUGACUGCUCAGCCUCAGCCAUCUGCAACAACUUCUCUUGCUAGAUGGCUGGAAUUUAGUCUGGGUUCUGGAGGUAGUGCUGGUGGCAGCAGCAGCAGCGGCAGCAUGGCUGCGGGGAGUAGUGGUGGUGCAGGUCCCUCCACCGUCAGUCGAUAUGGCAAAGAAGCUGAUUACCCAGUAACAGAUAUGGCUGAUGCCAUGUUUAAUUCCGGCAGCAGUAGCACCAAUAGCAUGGAAUUUAUUUUCCCUUCCAUCUUGGAAGAAAAAUGGGAUCCGCCAAGUGACAAAAAAAAUUGA
Messenger RNA from Dovyalis caffra, 1086 nucleotides. NCBI's taxonomy places the organism in Eukaryota, Viridiplantae, Streptophyta, Magnoliopsida, Malpighiales, Salicaceae. The record is from the annotation of a GenBank genome assembly.